AUGACGAAAACUUUACUUAUAGACGUGUUGCUUCUAUGUAUAUUGGGUCUUUUAACGUUUAAUGCCCAAGCAAAAAUAGAAUCCUAUCGUCCCGUAGUCUUAUGGCAUGGCAUGGGUGACAGUUGCUGUAACCCAGAAAGCACGGUUAAAUUCAAAGAGCUAUUAGAACAAGUACUUCCUGGUGUUUACGUGCAUUCUAUAAUGCUGGGUAAAAAUGAAGAGGAGGAUAAGAGAGCGGGAUUUUUUGGAAAUGUCAAUAGACAGGUAGCUGAGGUUUGUAAAGCAUUACAGGCUGAUGAACAAUUAAAAUACGGAUUCAAUGCUAUUGGAUUUUCUCAGGGUGGCCUGUUUUUCCGCGCAUAUGUACAACGAUGUAAUGAUCCACCCGUCCAUAACUUAAUUACAUUUGGUUCACCACAUCAAGGUGUCUCUGAUAUUCCUGGAUGCGAAAAAAGCGAUGGCUGGUGUCGAUUAAUGCGCAGCAUAGUAAGACGGGGAGCAUACUCCGGUUACGUACGCUCUCGCGUAAUACCUGCGCAAUAUUAUAAAGAUCCGACAAGACUAGAACUCUACAAAAAGCUAAACAUAUUUUUACCCGACAUUAAUAAUGAAUUGGAAGUCAAGAAUGCGACGUACAGAGCAAAUUUAGCAUCUUUGAAUACACUUGUUUUGAUCCAAUUUACGAAGGAUGUUACAUUAAAGCCAAGAGAUAGUGCGUGGUUUUCAUUCUACGGCGAGGAUGGUGAACUACAAGAUCUUUAUGAUACACCAUUAUAUAUUGAAGAUUGGAUUGGUCUGAGACAAUUGGACGAAGAGGAAAAACUAGAGUUCAAAGAGAUAGAAGGAGUUCAUAUGGAAAUCGAUGAAGAUUUUUUUGUCGAAGAGGUCAUUGAGCCUUAUCUUCAAGGCCCCGAAUCUGCUAAAAUGCACUUAAUCAAGCAGAGCCAUAAAAACAGAGUUUUUGCGAAAUUUUGGAACUCACUUAAAAAUUUGUUUAUCAAGUUUUUUUUGAAGUAA
Messenger RNA from Ambispora gerdemannii, 1017 nucleotides. The record is from the annotation of a GenBank genome assembly. NCBI's taxonomy places the organism in Eukaryota, Fungi, Glomeromycota, Glomeromycetes, Archaeosporales, Ambisporaceae.